CCAUUUUGUUUUAGUAGCUAACCCAUAGGUGUUGGUUUGUUACGCGACGGAGUGUUUUGAUAUGACUUAAGGAUCUACAUCUGCCACGAAAUUGUGUCAAGUUCAUAUCGGUAGAUUUUGGUUUAUUUUUUGGAUCGGAUUAGCCAAGCACCUUUGUGUCGUUUUUCUUAAACAGCUAGCUGCCGUGUCACUGAAUUUACGAAGCUUUUCUAAAUAACGCUUAGCUAAGCUGGCUAACUAGCUUAUUUUAGCUAGCUACCGCUUCGAGCUACCCGUUUAGCCAGCUAGCUAAGAUAUCUUAGCGCACUUGUUCGUGGGUAAAAUGGCGACUAAUACGGCGUCACAAGCCCCAACAUCUACCUGGUCUUAUGUGGGAGGUUCUGCAACAGAGGCGCCUGUGCAUGAAAACCCUGAGUGGGAGAAGGCCAGACAGGCCCUGGCCUCUAUAAGCAAGAGCCAAAGUUCCACAAAGACAUCUCCAGCCAACCGCACCAGCUCUCAGGCUGGCCAGUAUCCGACAGCAGUGACGGACACUUCUGCGAUGCAGCAGCAACAGUACUAUCAGUGGUACCAACAGAACCAGCAACAGUAUGCGAGCUACGCAUAUCCUUACAACUACUACUACCCAAUGCCGCCGUAUGCUGCAGGAUAUCCCCCAAGUCAGUAUGGGGUUCCAGGAGCCUACCAGCCACCCACAACCCCUACAGGACAGCCCCCCGCCAUGGCCAUGAUGGACGAACAGUCAAGUUACACAUCUGAACCACAGCCCCCACCACCAGCAGUUCCCCAGCCUCCCCCACAGAGCCCGACCUCAUCGGAUCAGCCUCCUCCCCCUCCUCCCCCUCCCAUACCACCGCUACCAAAUGCCCAGUACCCCCCACCCCCCUCCCAAACCCCCUACAACCCUAAUGGAGCCCUUCCCUACAGCCCUACUGAGACUAGCCCAAUGAGGGGCUACAACCACGGCCAGCCAAGGCUGGCUUACCAGGGCUACCAGCCUCCAUCUUACCAGCAGCAGGCUGUGGGACAGGGUCUGUAUGGAGCAGCAGGAAGGGGGGAUGCCAACAAGAAACCCAACAACACAAAUAUGAAUAAAGGUCAGCAGCUGUGGAAUCGCAUGAAACAAGCUCCUGGAACCGGUGCUGUGAAGUUCAACAUCCCAAAACGCCCGUACGUUUUGGCCAAUCAGAACUUUACCACUGGCGAACAGACAACCUCUGCAGCAACCACCAUAGCAACCCCCGUGUCUUCAGUAACCACAGCUACCACUGCAGGAGCUAGUCAGACAGGGCCUCAAGACUGGCCCCAGGCCAUGAAGGAAUAUGUGCAGCGUUGCUUCACAGCCUGCGAGACAGAGGAAGACAAAGACAGGACAGAGAAGGUGUUGAAGGAGAUUCUACAGAGUCGACUACAAGAUGGCUCGGCCUUCACCAUUGAUUGGACUAGAGAACCACUGCCAGAAGUGAAACCCAGGCAGUCUCGUUGGGAGGUGGUUCCUCAGCGCUCUCAGGAGAAUACGAUUGGUCGAGGUGGAGCCAGUCGAGGCAGGGCUGGAGCUAGGCUGGGCAACUACAGAAAUGUGUUCUCUCAGAGAAGCCCCUCCUCCAGCUCUUCCCGCUCCUCUUCGCGUUCGCCUUCGCCUCACAACCGGCACAGGGACAGGAGCAGGCACCGCCGCAGUGACUCUGGCUCCCAGUCCGAUAGCAGCAUGUCGAGCGACCUCCGACCCCUCUCCCGACGGCAGCAGAGGGCUGGACGAGGGCGUGGAGAGGACAGGGAUCGAGGGAGAGGAGCGGCAGGAGAGAGAGGCAGAGGAAGAGGCGGGAAAGCAAACCGAGGCCGCAGGAACAUGGACGAUCUGGGCAGCGGCGUUGGCAAAAAGCGGAAGGGUGGCAAUGCGGGCAUGGACUUCCACGACCCGAACCGCGAGGCCAAGAAGCAGAGCCGCGCGGCACGCUUCCACACCAACAAGCGCACCGAGCCGCUGGUGCUGAACAUCAAUGCUGUGGAGCUGCCCAACGGCACCCAGGAGGGCCUCAGCUGGGAGGACUGCCCCAUUGUGGGCACCUGCCAAGACAUCACCAAAAACUACCUGCGCCUCACCUGCGCCCCAGACCCAGCCACUGUCAGACCUGUCCCUGUGUUGCGAAAGUCUCUGACUGCAGUGAAGGCUCACUGGAAGUCCAACCAAGACUACCAGUAUGCUUGUGAACAAAUGAAGUCAGUACGACAGGACCUCACUGUUCAAGGUGUGCGAACUGAUUUCACGGUGGAGGUCUACGAGACUCACGCACGCAUUGCUUUGGAGAAGGGCGACCAUGAGGAGUUCAAUCAGUGCCAGACGCAGCUGAAGGCACUGUACAAGGACUGCCCAUCAAGCAACAUUGGGGAGUUCACCGCUUACAGACUGCUGUACUACAUCUUCACUAAGAAUUCUGGAGACUUGACCACCGAGUUGGUGUAUCUCACCCCAGAGCUCCGCGAGGACGAAUGUGUCUCCCACGCUCUCGCGCUCCGCGCUGCCUGGGCGCUCGGAAACUUCCACCGCUUCUUCCAGCUGUACAAGUGUGCGCCGCGCAUGGCUGCUUACCUCAUUGACAAGUUUGUGGAGCGUGAGAGGAAGCUCGCGCUGAGGGCUAUUCUCAAAACGUUCAGGCCCUCUGUGCCGGUGGAGUAUGUGCAGUCCAGUCUGGCCUUUCCGUGCUUAGAUACAUGUGUGGCCUUCCUGACGGGGCUAGGGGUUACGUUCGCCCCUUCAGAUCCCAGCAAGAUAGAUUGCAAAGCCAGCUCAGCUUGUUUGACUUCUUCCUAGAUAAGACAAAGCAGGGGGUAGUUCUUGGUUGAUGGGGGAGAUAAGGGAUCAAAGCUAACCAAGCUCAGUCUAGAGGAAAAUCUAUGCUGUACAGCAGUGAUUAGAUUUAACUAUAGUCUUAUAACUCUUAUAGAGUGUGACCUCUACACAGAAAUGGACUGUAAACACAUACAUAUAGUAACUUAGUUGGAAAUGCCACAGUGUGAUUUUUGCUGAUCCACGCACACUUGGAACCUCAGGUUUUUAAAUGUUAGGAGAGAUUCUGUCUGUACAAUAUGAAUCCAUGCUAGAAUAACAGCUCCCCAGAGAGUGUGAUCAAUCCAACACAUCAACUCAGUGAGUCUAGGUCACCUUCAGCUAUUGGGCAGGGAGGUUUGCGUAGUUGGACGCAAGUUUCUGGGUCUCCCCAUUUCCUAGCGCUCGACGAUCAUUCUAAAGCUAACGGUUUUCUGUGUUCUCAUGUUUUUCUCCCCUUAAGCCAACAGCCUCAAAGCUCACAUGAAGACAAAGUUCUGAACACCAAAGAAGAAGAAAAAAGUCGAUUUACAAAGUGCUCAAUCACCACCCAAGCUUCUAAUAAAGAUAAAGCUGGCUGCUGCGGCUAUCGGAUGCAGGUUGCGCCUUGAAAGUCUACCAUUUCAAUGAACUUUGCCAUGCUUAGAUCGUGUCGCUGAGAUCAGCGUGAAGAUGGUUUGUAUGUUAGUCUCCCUCCCUUGUUCAAGGAUGCCUAGAGAAGUUCCAGCAGGAGGUGGGAUCCUCCAGGUCCUUCAUCCCAUUGAUCCCAUUAGCCGUAAAGGUUUGGACUUAAGGAUGUCGGCAUGCUCCGGCUGUGCAAAUGUAGGUGCUUCAGAGCCCAUUCAGCAAUCCCUUUACCCUCCACUUUGUCUGCCACUUCUCAACCCAUCUACCCAUACACCUAAAUCAGGCUUUCAUCAAGUUCACCGACACCACCCCCCCUCCCUUUCAACACCCAGAGAUCAUAGUUCAGUGAAAAUGCUGCAACAAGGCACUGACUCUCAUCUUGUGAUAUGGUAAUCUAUCGCUGCUGAAGUUCUCCAGGGGCAAGUAGUUCAGAGUCUCAGUCUUUAUAGCCUGUACAUAGGGAUAUGUAUAGCCCCAUAAGAAGACCAUCUACAGCUGUUCCACGAAGAUCUACCAAAUCGCCAUACAAAGAUGGUCCAGUUUCCAACACCAUGCUUAGGAUGCUGGAUGGGGCCAACCAAACAAGUUUGCCAGCUGCAGAGAAGAGGUCAACUGCAGUUCUACAACGCACAGCCAGAGGGCAGCAUCUUUGUGUUCUCCAAGUGACGACCGCCGCAGCUGGGCCUCUGCUGGUCCUCUCAGGAGGUGGGAGCGUAAGGGUUUGUAUUCUUUUGUGGGCGUCUAUGUCAUCAGCCUCCUCUCUGAGUCUGUGCACGUAUGUAUGGCUGGUAAGGGGGGAAAAAAGGACUUUGCUAUUUCGGCAAGCAGCAAGAUGAGUCAUGCGGCACAUGUUCUUUCUUUUGGCUCACUUGAUUGGAAGCCAUAUAGAUCAAAGUCAGAAUUCUGUCUAAUGAGAAUAUGAUUUGAUCCAUCUGUUUGAUUUGUGAAUUUACUGAAUGAAUAGAAAUUUGAAAGGUUUCACUGCCAUGUUCUAAUAUUUGCCAUGAAUGUUAGAACCAAUCGUAAUUGACCAUUGAAGGAAGUGGGAGAUUUUUUUGGCACUAGAAAGUUUGAGAAAAUCCCUGAUUAUGCAGUAAUCAUCUUCCCCUCCAUAUGAGAGCUUGAAAAAUGUGGUAGUUGAAGAUAAGUUUGGGUGUCCUGAAGCAAUUUGCAUUGUAUUCAGUUGCCUGUGAGCUUGAUUGGUGAUGGUUGACUGUUACAUCUUUGAAGUUCAGCUGUGAGCAUAGGAGUGUGCAGUAUUGGUCUUUGAAUUGGUAAAUCGAAGCUGGUCUCAUUUUUUGCAUUUGACAAUAUGCCCAACUUACUCUUUUUUAACCCAAUUCAUGUGAUUAAAACAGUAUUGGCAGAUCCCGCUCUGAAGUAUUGAAGCAUAACACAGAUGUUUGUUUUUAAUGACAACAUUAGAAACUUAGCAGCGACGUUUCCAUGUAGUUGCACGUCCAGAUCAUCAAGAAAAUCUUUCUCUUAGGUAGUUAUGUAAAUAUUUUACAAAAUACAUUUUCUCUCUUGGAUUAGAUAAAUAUUCCUGUUUACAAUGGUAAGUCUAAUUUUGACAGUCAUUCUAACAUUUUUUUAAAAGAAGUUUCAAGAAAACAAAUUUUUGGUAGUCAGUAUGUGCACAGUGCUGCAUACAUUUGAUGUGAAUGUGUAAAAAAUGUAUAUGACGGGUUGCUAAAUAUGUCCAUGAAUUUACUGUUCUGUUAAGGAUGAAAGAAUAAUAUAAAUACUGACAUUUCUAUAUAAACCUAAUCCCCCCCCCUUUUCCUCAGUUUGUAUUGUGCAUUGUUACAUGAAAACCUUUUUUUUCUUGUGUGCAAUUGUAGGAUUCAAGAUUUGUUUCAGUUUUUAUUUCAUUUAGCUUUUUCACAUUUUCAUCCUGGCAAAAAUCUACAUACACAUCUGCCUUUACUUGCCUGCUUUUUUGCUUAGUUUUUUCCAUCUUCACCUUGCCUAAAACCCUAUCCAUUUUCACUCCUGUGUCCAGUCAUCUGAGGAGCAUAUAGAAACCUUCCUUUAGAGAAUAAUUUAAGUACUGGUCCCCUGCCAGUUAAGACCAUGGCUCCUUGGUUUCUGUCAUACCUAUGCAAAAUGAAAGCAUGUGUUGACAUUCUGGUACCUCCUGUCUGUAAAUGUCUCCAUUUGGCCUCAUCGAAAAGCAGCAGUUUGAGAGCAUUAAUUGGGUGUGCUCGUCUCAGUACCUAAAUAUAUUAGUUUUUUUUGUUUUGUUUUUUUUUUUGUUUGGUUUUAAUCAGUGUGAUCUCUCUUGCACUAAAUAAAAAAUUGCAUCUGUCAGGAUAAGGGUUUUGGAGCACUUUCCCUUUUGAGUUUAGCUUCUGCUGGUUAAUUUAGAGUAGUUCAGAUUCUCAUUUUUAUCCAUAAUAUGAUGCUGUACUUGGAAAUGACCCGUGUUUUUAUUUGGAAUGUUGAGUGUCCACUGGAGCUCUGACCCCAUUCUCCCAUCCCUUCAGUCUCUCCUCCUCCCUUCCCUUCCCUCCCACCUCCUGUAUCUCAUUACCAGAUUCUCUUUUGUCCUUGCAGUCAAUCAUAAUUGGAGCUAAACGAGGGAUGAAAAGAUGAGCUGGACGCUGGAAAGUUGGCACUGAGGGACCCAACACGAGCUCACAAGUUGCAUUGUUGUACCAGUAUUGUCUGAAGCCUGAGUUAAGCCUUCAGAGUCUAAUGUAGUGUUGGUUUUUGUUUUGGUUUGUUUUUGUUUUUUAAAGAUUAUAUAUAUAUUUAUAUAUAUAUAUAUAUAUAUAUACUAAUAAAAUUGAAACACUGAUUUAGACUCUAGGUGAGGUCGAGAUUCUUCAGUGUAAAAACAUCAAAUUCUUAACAAUGUCAGGUUUAUUAUUGCUUGACUGUUAUAUUUGGACAAAUGUGUAUGUUCAGAUGUGUUUUGUUCCCUUGAUUUACCUAAUUGUCUUCUCUGAUUUUACAGUGCAUGAUUCCAUUGAUGGUUGAGCAAUGUAGGGCCUUCAGUGCAUCUUUCUCAUUAGGAAGCUGUUAAUGUGCUGGGGCACAGGAAAUAUCUGAACAUACUACUUGUUCCUUUUCUACUGUCAGGCUUAGCUGUUUUUCAGUUUUGUGUAAUAUUUAUUUGGUUUAAAUGGCUUAUGUAUGAGUGAAUUUUAAUGAUAUUGUCCCAUCAUGAUUAACAUUUACCUUCCUAUCUAAUUGCAUUUGGUUUUAUUUUUGGUUUUUUUUGGUUUUUUUCAUCCUCUGAAACGUGUACUAUCUUCAGUUUUAGUGCCAGUACCUGCCUACUGUGUUUUCCAGCAUGUCCCGCGUACUUCUAAUGAUUCCAGCCCUCCCUGUAACUUGUGGUUUUGCUCUCUUCCUCCAGUCCUCGACUACUUUCUCAUUACUAUAUUGUACCGUUUUACUUGUGUUGAAGCCUUUCUUUUUCAUGGACGCAUCAACGCUUAGGUAACUGGUAGUCUUCUUGCCUUGUAUCCAUCUGUCUCUUCCAAGUUUUCCACUUUCCUCCCCCUUUCCUCCUCUCCCUCCAUGUUGUUAGAGAAUAUGUAGUAGUGAUGAUGGCUGUAUAGGGUGUCUGUGCUUGGCAGUAAGUAUUUCCAGACAACCACCUUGCUCCUCUGCCUUUUCUUACAGCUCAGUCUCUUAAGAUCCUAAUGUGAGCCACAAGGAGCUACAUGAGGAUUUGUGAUCAGCAGAAUUCUGCUAUGUAUAUUAUCUGUACAUAUACCUGCUCUUGAAAUAAAUAGAAAUGACUGGCUAGUGUGAUUGUUGAA
Electrophorus electricus (electric eel) is the source of this 7230-nucleotide messenger RNA. It is a transcript of the gene leng8, whose product is annotated as leukocyte receptor cluster (LRC) member 8. Gene Ontology annotation, cellular component: nucleus. Lineage: Eukaryota; Metazoa; Chordata; Actinopteri; Gymnotiformes; Gymnotidae. The record is from RefSeq and is a predicted model, not a curated record.